Molecule: messenger RNA, 297 nt
Organism: Enterobius vermicularis (human pinworm)
Lineage: Eukaryota; Metazoa; Nematoda; Chromadorea; Rhabditida; Oxyuridae
Source: the annotation of a GenBank genome assembly
AUGCGAUUGGAUAGCGGCAAGCAAAGUGGAGAUUUUCUAGCACCUAUUGAUCUCGUUUUUGUUGUUAUUGUUGUUAUUGAUGUUGCUGUUGUCGUUGUUGUUGUUGUUGUUGGUGGUAAUGGUGAUGGUGGUGGUGGUGGUGGUGGUGACGGCGAUGAUGAUGACGAUGGUGAUGUUGAAGAGUCUUCUGAACAACUAUUGGCAUAUAGUGAUGACUGGCCUAGUGUUGUUUUUCGAUCACCUAUUACGCUCAAUUGCCGUUGUUGGCACAGCUUUUUUGUGGUGCCAGCCAACUAA